Strongylus vulgaris is the source of this 1734-nucleotide messenger RNA. NCBI's taxonomy places the organism in Eukaryota, Metazoa, Nematoda, Chromadorea, Rhabditida, Strongylidae. The record is from the annotation of a GenBank genome assembly.
AUGGUGACGCGGACAUGGCUUGUCAAUUUUUGGGAGAUGAAUGUUUCUCUCAUCCUCUCAAUAACAUCUUUCGCAUUUUUAAAAAUCAUAAAUUUAUGGAAUUUCAUAUGGAUUCAGCUUCCUGCCGCGAAUAGGAGGUUAUUUGAAGACAUUCCAGUACAACAACAAUGUGCAGUUCGACUUGCUUACUGUAAAGGUACUGUACACAACUAUCCUCAAACAACUUCUCUCAACGGAGGUGGCCAUUUUGUGCCGACAGAUCGACCUGGACCGGCUCUACAGAUGAUCUACAACUUCGUUAAUAAACUUGACUAUAACACUAACCUCACCCUCAGCCUGAAUCGUCAACCGCUUCUUCAAGCGUACGCACCAGCUGUUGUUACAAGUAAAAAUUUGUUCAUCUACUGGGUGAUUGUGAGAACCUCAAAUUUUUGUACUGUUCUUCGUUAUUGUAAGGCUAAUCUCAACUAUUUUUUCACAAUAUUUUGUUCAGCACCACGGGUAGAAGCGGAUAGGACCGAUCCCCUUGUCCUGUGGCUAACCGGCGGACCGGGUUGUUCCUCAUUGGGAGCACUUCUCACUGAAAAUGGUCCAUUCCAUCCGAAUCCGGAUGGAAGCACACUUUUUGAGAAUGUUUACUCGUGGAAUAAGACAGCUAACGACGUCUAUCUGGCUCUAAAAGAUUUCUUCACUGUCUACCCUGGCUUUACUGCCAAUCAAUUCUUUGUCACCGGUGAAUCGUACGCUGGUGUGUAUGUGCCGACUCUUACUCUCCUUCUCAUUCAGGAAAUUCAGGCUGGGAAUAUCAAGCUAAAUCUAGCAGGAAUGGCGGUUGGAAACGGAAUGAUCAGCACAAUACAAGAUGUGAGUUUAUCACCUUGCCAUGACAUCUGCGGCAAUAUCUUUCCGAAAAACUUCACGAAUCCAUCCGAUCAAAAUUGCGCUAACAUGGUAGUGGAUUUAGCCUUCACUAGAGUGUGGAAUACGGAGAACUACAUAUACAAUCUCUACCAAGAUUGCUAUACGCAAACAACUGCCAUGUUCGGUUCGGCCGUGGAAAUGAGAAGCGCAGUUCAUCACGAUGGUCCAAGUCAUUACACAAGUAGUUUCGCUGAACAAAUGGCGAUUACGCAGUUUAAAGUGCGUAGAAUGAAGGAGAAGUUGUCAGGCCUCGCUCAGACAGCCUCAACACUUGAUCCUAAAUCAACGGACAAUUUCAAUGGCUUCCAAUGUUAUAUGGUUGACGCUGCUACACGAUAUCUAUCCCAAACACAUGUGCGACAGGCAUUGCACGUACCCGACUACGUUCAAUCGUGGGACUUUUGCAGAAAAAGCAUCCGUUUUAGUGAUGUCGUCGGAAACAAUUAUAAUCUGCAAUAUAAUGACACAACGCCUGUUUUUCAGGGUAUUUUAGAUAGUGGAUAUAAUCUGAGCCAUAGAGGUCCAUGGACCUACGCUCAACAAAUAGCCGGCUAUGCAAAACGUUUCCAGAACAGCAACCUUACCAUUGAUUUGCUCACAGUAAAGGUCACUCUAAUUCUUUCUUUUUUCCAAUUUACAACAUGCAGUUCACUCAUUCAGGGUGCCGGACAUUUCGUACCAACCGAUCGCCCUGGCCCGGCACUGCAAAUGAUCUCAAACUUUUUCGCGGGCCACAGUAACUACAACAAUCCGGUUCCAUUUGACCUUACGCGCAAACCGCUCUUGAAUCAGUAUAAGGUACAGUUGUCAUAA